AUGUUCAUUGAACAUCCGGAUAAUACCAGAAAAUGGGGAAUAACGGGAAUUCUUAAAGGGAUACUUUACCCAAAAAGAGUAGCGAGUGUUGUACAAAAAUAUAUCCGUAUUCCACCUGAAAUGUCGCCAGAACCAACAAGUGUCGCCGCCAUUUCUCCCACUAGCAAUGUUUUCCCUCAUAACUUAUUCCCUAAGGAAUACAACACAUCAAACUAUAAUAAAUCAAUUCAAACCGUUGAUACGAGAGCGCAUGCUUUUUUAGCAUCACUCAACAAUAUUCCAUCAUCUGCAUCAGAAGUACGAGAUAAUCAAGAUGCCCAUCGCAUACAACGACAACAUCAGAUUUUAAAUGGAUCUCAUACUAUGAGCACUACACAAUCCCAUCCCUGUCAACAAUCCUCUUCAUCUAUAGAUGGCAAUCAUGAAAGAUUGACUGACCGUAGUUCACAUGAGACAAAACGAAAUGGUUCCUUGGAUUUAUUGGUUGCAGCUGCUGUCGCUGUAAAUUUGAGAGAUUCAGAUUAUUCAAAUACAGGGACUGCGAGCAAGUCAAGUCCUCCGGCGUCAGAAGUUGAUAUUAAACUUGAACAAAAACGACUAGAGCACGAGCGCCAACGAAACGAACAACGUAAAAGAUUUGAAGCACAGAUGAAAAUUCUUGAGCUUCAACAACUUAAAGAAGAGCAAGAUUUGCUCGAAAAACAUCAUGCGGGAGGUUGCUCAUCUGUCCAAAGUGCUAGCGCACCAAAUACUCCACCUUCUUUGACAUCAAAUGACUCUCAUUCACGAUCCGAUACUAUGUCUAAAAUCCAGUCUUCAAUGGAUACAAGCAUGUCUCAUCCUAACCAAUUUAACUCAGCCCAUUCCGAAUCGCCUCAUAAUAUUCAACAGAGAUCAAAUAUAUCAUCUCGUUCUGUUCCAAAUUCGCGUCGUAAUUCAAAUGAAACCCCAGAAAAACUAUCAUGGCCUGACAUAGGGAAAUUAAAUAUUGAUUCAAAAGACGAUAAUUCUGAGAACGUUGAAAAAGAUUUCAUACGAGCAUCUAUUGGAAAAAAUACUUCGAACUUGCAUAAAAAUUCGGUUCGUUUGUCUGAUGCUACAUCAGUUAACGCACCAAAUAAUGAUGCAUCACUUUUCCCUCAAUUUAAUGGAAAUUUUUUACUCGAUGAUGAUGGUGAAACUUCUGAGACAGGUUUGAAUGCAAAUCCGUCAUUAGCAUCAUCAUCAUACGUUCGUAGGUACCUUCAAAUGCACACCGAUGAUGACAAAUUUCCGAUAUUGGUUCGUCGCGAUAGUUAUCCUGGCAUGUUGUCCGCGUCUUCUGCUGCACUCGAUCUUGCUCCUUUACGUCAAACAUCUUCGCGUCAUCGAGGAUUAGAUCCUAUGUUAAAUGUAGAUUGGGCAUAUGCAUAUCAACAUCAAACUGACGAAUUAUUAGAAAAUCGUCCGACAUCACGUGCUCAGCUAGACAAGUUAACUCCUUUAUUCUCAGAAAAUCAAGCCUCUAGUAAAUCUACAGUAGCCGCUUCCACUACUACUAGUGCUGCUUCAAAUAAUGGUUGUUCGAAUGGAUUUUCUUAUGUAAACGAUAGAAAAAAAAUGGACAAUAUUGUGACUGAAAGUUCAUCAACUAAACCAAGGAUACCAAAACUUUCGACUUCUUAUUCAACUCCUGAUUUAGCUAGUGCAACUCGCUUGUUCGGUCGUCGAUCGACAACUUUGAAUGGUCAAUCAGCGAGAGAUUUAUUUAUGGAUUCAGAUAAUCAAAUAUCUCAAAAUAUUCAAUUGCAAAAUAAUAAUGAUCUUGCCGGUAGUGGUAUUUGUCGUUUUUUUCAACAAGGCUUUUGUUCAUGGGGUGAUCGAUGUCAAUACGCACAUACACAUACAUUUAACGGAAUAACACCGGUAAACAUGGGUCUCGCUGCUCAAAUGGGUGCAUUUCCAGGCGUCAUACCACAAAUGAAUAAUGCUACUGCUUUCUAUGGACAAUAUGGUGUGACUGGUAUGGGAGGAAUUAAUAUGAUACCAGGAUCAAAUGGUUUUGGUUAUAAUCAGAACUUUGCUUUAAAUGCUGCACUCAAUAAUAAUGUUAAUGGUAUGAGAUCCAUGAUGCAUGUUAACAAUUUGACAUUCUCUAAAAUGAAUCAAAAACGGUUAAGUGGUGAUCUCGAAGUCAACAGGUUUACCGGAGUUCUACUGGAAGAUCUGGUCGGCGAGAUAUAUUCACUUUGUAAAGAUCAACACGGUUGUCGGUAUCUUCAAAAAAAACUUGAAGAAAAGAAUGAGCAAUACAUUAGUAUGAUUUUCAAUGAAGUUUUUAGUCACUUUGUUGAACUAAUGACAGAUCCUUUUGGAAACUAUCUUUGCCAAAAGCUUCUUGAGUAUUGUAAUGAUGAUCAACGUACAAUAAUUAUUGAGACGGUGGCACCAGAAUUAGUGAACAUUUCUCUAAACAUGCACGGUACGCGUGCUGUCCAAAAAAUGAUUGAAUUUCUAUCAACUCCAACACAGAUUCGUAUUGUUAUUGUAGCUUUGAAUCCUAAUGUUGUACCACUGAUCAAGGACUUGAACGGAAAUCAUGUAAUUCAAAAAUGUUUACACCGCUUGAGUCAUGAAGAAAAUCAAUUCAUUUAUAAUGCAGUAAGCAAAAACUGUAUUGAAGUUGCUACGCAUCGCCACGGUUGCUGUGUACUUCAACGAUGUAUUGAUCGUGCUAGUGAAUCUCAAAAAAUUCAACUUGUUACUGAGAUUACAUUUCAUGCACUCACCUUAGUACAAGAUCCUUUUGGUAAUUACGUCGUUCAAUAUGUCUUAGAUCUUGGCGAUAGUCGAUUUACAGAUGCUCUGAUUCGUAAAUUCAUCGGUAAUGUGUGCCUCUUAUCAGUACAGAAGUUUAGCUCCAACGUUAUGGAAAAGUGUAUUAGAGUUGCAGAACCGGAGACACGAAAAUGUUUGAUCGAUGAAAUGCUUAAUAAAAACAGACUUGAUAAGUUAUUACGGGAUUCUUACGCAAAUUAUGUUGUACAAACUUCUCUCGACUAUGCCGAUCCGAUACAACGUGCUCAAUUGGUAGAAUGCAUUCGACCCCUUUUACCAGCUAUUCGCAACACACCAUAUGGUAAACGAAUUCAGGGUAAACUUCACCGUGAACAGAUGCAAGCCUUAAACACAAUUAACAGUCUCAAUAUGAACAAUAUGAACAUGCUCAGAUUCCCAUUUAAUGGAUUGGGCAAUUUUGGAAAUAUGGGUAUGAUUGGUAUCGGAGAUUAUACACACAGUUACCAUUAUUUGUAA
Molecule: messenger RNA, 3294 nt
Organism: Dentiscutata erythropus
Lineage: Eukaryota; Fungi; Glomeromycota; Glomeromycetes; Diversisporales; Gigasporaceae
Source: the annotation of a GenBank genome assembly